AUGGUCGAUCAGGGCGCGGCACGGGUAGAAGGAGUCUUGGAUAGACUAGCAGCCGCGAUAUUCUCCGGUGGUUCGCGCCAUAGAAACAAAUCUUGCAUUGAGUCUCCAGAGAAUCAUGCUUUGAUCCUCCGUCGGGAUCUCCCAUGCAGUAGUAAGGAAACAACAUUUCGAGAUGCGGUUUUGAUAUCCACGAAACAGCCUAGGGAUAAGCUUAUAACGGCCACCAGCAAGGUUAUUAACCAUCCAAGCCGGCAGGUCAAGCCACAAUCUCACCACUUUGGCCCCUCCACGUCUCUCUGCCUGCUGUCCGUCGAUACGAGCGAGCAGCAGCAAGCGAGCCAUUCGCCUACGCAGCGUCUCUCUCGUCUCCUCGGGCUCUUUCACCUGGCUCCGGCCUGCUUGGCUCUCUUGGGCGGCGAAUACCUGGGAUCUCGCGACCGCCGGGCCGUCCUGGAUGACAUCUCGCACGUAAAACGGGUCGACCGCAGUGCUGGGCGAUAUCGAGCUGCUGCGUAUUACUUCUCCUGGCUUCUGGACCCUUCGCCGGUGGUGUUUGGUGAUAGUUAUUUAUAUUCCCGCCUAGUCGUUGCGUCGCUGGUCGAAAAAACAUCCUUGCUGCUUUUCUCCAAACAUAUUCACAUAUUAUUCACAGACACCUCCACCCAGCGGCACAAGAGCACCGAGAUACACCGCACCAGAGCAGCUACUGGCCUCUCGUCUGCACCCAUGGAUAGCUUUGGCAGUUUACCUCCUCCCAAUCCAGUUGUCCCCGCGCCGUCGAAUUCUGUCUUUGCAAGUCUGCAUCGCAGAAGCCGCACCGCUGAGUCGCCUAGCUCAGUCACAAAGACCAUAGAAACCAGAGACGCCGCAGCCAGGGAGGCGAAGCGGUUCCUCCUCCAGGUCGUCCGGAAUGACUGGGCUUAUCCCCCGCUGCCGACACCACCUGCUGCUGCUGCCGAUGCUGCUGAACCGGACACCCCGCGGGCUGCUGAGGGCGCGCCGGCAGAAGAGCCAGAGGAGCCGCGUGAGAUAGCGUGGAGGCACCGGGAGAUGGACAACUCAGGUUCAGAGUGGGAAGAUGGGCUGGAUGGUCCUGAGGGACUGGAUCCGUACAGGUUUGAGUCGCCUGAGGCCGUUGCGCGGGGGCUAUCGGACAGACGCAGGAAACGCCGCAAGAUACAAGAGGACGAGAUGAAGUGGAACGAAGGGCUGAGCCUUUGGACGGCAAGGAGAGACGCUUGGACGGGUGCAAAGGCGCCUGAACGGCCUGCUGACGCCGCUGUGAGCGGUUCAAAGGCGAAUCUCGAGGCGUACAGACAGUCUAUAAGCAGCGAGGAGAGCUAUAACGGGAGCUACGAUACAGACCUGGUUGAUACCGAGUCGCAAUAUACCCUCUCCCGGCCUGCGUCCAACGCCUCAGCCACCGGUCACGUCAAGCCGUCGGAGCCACCAGCCGAUAAUGCACCCACAAGGGACAAUGUAGAGCAGCUUACCGUCUCAUUGGAUACAAAGUCUGCCUUAGACUGUCAAGCCGCCGCAACAUCAGACGCAAAGCAAGGAGAGGAUGACGAUGAUGAGUGCCUGGUGCCCAUCAUGGGACCCCUGAUUCCUGAUUCCAACAUGCUACGAGCUGCUAUCACUCCCAAUGUCUACCCGGCAAUUUAUAGCAGACUCGUCAUCCAGUCGAACACGCCCGCCGUGCCUAUCAACCUCUCUCAUAUGACCCGAGCCCUCGUCCAGGGAUGGAAGACAAACGGCGAAUGGCCCCCAAAGCCAACGCCAACAAAGGAUGUCCCUGUUAUCAAAAGGCCGAAGCAGCCAGCUGUCAACACUAGUCUCAGUGCCAAUGCCAAUGCCAAUGAACAUGGUGAAAUGCGGGAUGGCAAGGGAAGAAGGUUGUCCGGCGUCAGCAAUGCAGUAAAAAAGGUCCUCGGGCUGUCUUCGUUCAAUUCAGGAAAUAGGCUGCAUCUACGCUCGAACAGCCAUAGUGGUUCAGUAUCCAGGCCUCCAACGGAGGAUUCUCUUAACGCGCCUUGA
Trichophyton benhamiae CBS 112371 is the source of this 2037-nucleotide messenger RNA. RefSeq lists its product as uncharacterized. The record is from RefSeq and is a predicted model, not a curated record. Lineage: Eukaryota; Fungi; Ascomycota; Eurotiomycetes; Onygenales; Arthrodermataceae. The coding region runs from base 1 to 2037 and encodes 678 amino acids. The transcript is spliced from 3 exons.